UCACCAGAGCUGCAUGCAUUUGACACUUGAAAGGAGCUAGCUACUGUGCAGCAUGUCUGAGAAGGAGCUGGGGAAAAAGUGGGACCGAUGCCUGGCAGACGGUGCCAUUAAACUCGGCACUGGUCUGGGGUUAGGAAUCGUCUUUUCUGUUCUCUUCUUUAAACGACACACCUGGCCCAUUUCAUUUGGCUCAGGAACAGGACUCGGCAUGGCAUAUGCCAACUGUCAGAAUGACCUGAGGUCAUUUUAUAUGCUGCACAGCAGCGAAAAGGAGCAGUAGCUGUAUGUCAUCGAGGGAUUUUUUUUGUUUGGACCUUAUUGUUUUGUUUGAGAGUCACCAUUUGCACUGUUCUACACUAAGAUCCUUGUCUUUCUGUUGAACGAUCCGUCCCAGUAUGUAUGAUGUGUAUGUGCCUGAUCAGGACAGUCUGAGUAUGUUUAAUAAAAUAAUAAUAACCACAAAAA
Molecule: messenger RNA, 465 nt
Organism: Trematomus bernacchii (emerald rockcod)
Lineage: Eukaryota; Metazoa; Chordata; Actinopteri; Perciformes; Nototheniidae
Gene: micos10
Product: mitochondrial contact site and cristae organizing system subunit 10
Exons: 4
Coding region: 53-280 (75 amino acids)
Cellular component (GO): mitochondrion; mitochondrial inner membrane; MICOS complex
Source: RefSeq, a predicted model, not a curated record